GUUUUGCUUGUUUUUUUAAAAGUAAAGCAAAGAAUGCUUGCCGGUUUUGUUUCUAAUACCAAAACAGCUUGUCGUUUCUUCAAUCCACAGUUACUUGAGACUGAUUGACCAAAACGGAAAGACGUUCUUUAGUGCUACACCGACACGGCGUGAAGUUUAAAGCUGCAAAGACAUUUCGAAAUCAAGCUCAGUUAAAACGGCGUGAAGUUCGAAGCUACGUUUCCCAUAGCCCUUCUGCUCGGAGACGACGGAGAGAGUGAUUCUUCCUGCGAAUCUUCCUCUCCAUUUUCUCGGUAACCAAUCAAGCCUCCACGCAGAGAAAUUAUCAAAUUCCGAAGCUUCUUCGCAGAUUAUCAAUUUGAUCGACGAGGAAUUCUAAAGAUCGAGACCGGUGAAACCCUAAGAUGUGUCUCUAGUGGAAGGAAAAAAAGAAAGAAAAACAAUGGGGAAACAUUCCCCGAGUGUCUGGAUCACAAUGCAGAAGAAGAGAUGGCCACUGAUGAUUCUGUUGUUCUUGUCGGUAACAACAGCAGGUGUGAUUCUUGUGAGAUCUACGUUCGAUUCAUGCGGCGCUGUUGGUAAGACGAGCAGCCGAUUCGCGGCGGCAGAGGAGGGAGAUAGCAGCGGCGCGAAGAUCCGACCCGUUCCACCGCCGCUGAACCCCCUCGGUUUCAUGAAAUCGAAGCUCGUUUUGCUUGUCUCUCACGAGCUCUCGCUCUCAGGUGGACCGUUGUUGUUGAUGGAAUUGGCGUUUUUGUUGAGAGGUGUCGGAGCUGAAGUUGUUUGGAUCACUAACCAGAAACCACUUGAAGCAGAUGGAGUGAUCUAUAGUUUAGAACACAAAAUGUUGGAUCGAGGAGUGCAGGUCCUCUCAGCAAAGGGUCAGAAAGCCAUAGAUGCAGCUCUCAAGGCUGAUUUGAUUGUUCUGAAUACCGCCGUCGCUGGGAAAUGGCUCGAUGCUGUUCUCAAGGAUAAAGUUCAUAAAGUUCUUCCUAAGAUUCUCUGGUGGAUUCACGAGAUGAGAGGACAUUAUUUCAAUUCAGAUCUGGUUAAACACCUCCCGUACGUGGCAGGUGCCAUGAUAGACUCUCAUGCAACAGCUGAAUACUGGAAGAACAGGACGCAAGCUCGUCUCGGGAUUAAAAUGCCAAAAACAUAUGUGGUGCACUUGGGAAAUAGCAAGGAAUUGAUGGAAGUAGCUGAAGAUAGUGUUGCCAAAAGAGUUCUCCGUGAGCAUGUCCGAGAAUCUCUGGGAGUACGGAACGAAGACAUACUAUUUGCCGUUAUAAAUAGUGUGUCGCGUGGAAAGGGACAGGACCUUUUUCUCCGGGCUUUCCACGAAAGCCUUCAAAUAAUCAAAGAGAAGAAACUUCAAGUGCCCACGAUGCACGCAGUAAUAGUAGGAAGCGACAUGACCGCCCAGACAAAGUUCGAGACAGAACUGCGUAACUUUGUCCAAGAGAAGAAACUUCAGAACCAUGUCCACUUUGUCAACAAAACCCUAACGGUAGCUCCCUAUCUAGCAGCCAUUGACGUUCUCAUCCAGAACUCCCAAGCCAGAGGAGAAUGCUUCGGGAGAAUAACCAUAGAAGCCAUGGCAUUUCAACUACCUGUACUUGGGACUGCGGCAGGAGGGACAAUGGAGAUUGUGGUAAAUGGGACAACGGGUAUUUUACACAAUGUCGGGAAAGAAGGCGUAACGCCCCUCGCCAAAAACAUCGUGAAGUUGGCAACGCAUGUGGAGAGGCGACUAACGAUGGGGAAGAAAGGGUACGAGAGGGUGAAAGAGAUGUUCUUGGAACAUCAUAUGUCGCACAGGAUAGCUUCGGUCCUAAGAGAAGUGUCGGAAUACGCAAAAUCGCACACCCGCUGAUGAAAGAUCGAAACUUUUCAACUGGGUUUUCGUCGUUUCGCCAGGUUCGACUUCGAUCUCUGUCUUGGUUGAAUGAAACUAUGUAUCAAUGGAGAUCUGGUGGUUUGUACAAUAUUUAUAUGUAGCAAAGCAGCGUUGCUUCUUUCUCCUCCUCUCACGCUCUCAGUUUGUAGGAAAUGCAUUUCAUGGAAAAGGAGAAUGCUCUUUUA
Molecule: messenger RNA, 2082 nt
Organism: Tarenaya hassleriana
Lineage: Eukaryota; Viridiplantae; Streptophyta; Magnoliopsida; Brassicales; Cleomaceae
Exons: 6
Coding region: 443-1873 (476 amino acids)
Molecular function (GO): glycosyltransferase activity
Source: RefSeq, a predicted model, not a curated record